AUGGCACGGCGAAAGAAACCCCUGGCCGGCACCAUGCCAUCAUCGCCGCCCCUGUUGCUGUCUACAGAAAUAUGGCAGCAGCCCAUCACCUCGGACUCUGGGGCCAGCUCCGACGAGUCUGACGACUACUUUGAUCAGCAGAACCGGACGGCCUUUCCUCCUCUCAUGCCCACCGUCCAGUCACGCAAGGCCGUGGAGAGGGACCGGAGGAAAAUCACAGACGUCAUCACGAACAAGGUCUCGCGCCUCGCGCACUCUCGCAGCCCCGUUCCCAGCUUGGAGUCGGACGCAUCGUCUGUAGCAUCGACCAUCUCGUCAGGGGAUGACGGCGUGCAGCAUCUGUGGGUUCUCAUGAAGGAGCGUCGCCAGAGAGUCUACGGCAUCAAGCAGGAGAUGGCUAGCAGGCGCAGACAUCUCCGCGAGCUGCGUCGGAGGAAAGACGAAGCCGACAACGCGUUCAUGAACAUGCUGCGCCCCAUCCUCAUCAGGGGUCGGCGGAGCACGCUGGGCACGUUGGACGACACCCUGGACAAGAGAUUCGCCGACAUGCAGAAACUGCGCACCGACUACCAUUUCUUCGAGUCGGACUACGAAAAUCUCGAGGUCAGUCUGGACGAGCAGGAGGAAGAUCUCAUCAACAUUGAGACACGCUUCUUCAGCAUCUUGGCCGCCGGCAGCACGAGCGCGGGGCAGGAAUUCGAAAUGGAGGAUUCAGACGACGACGAGCUCGCGGAGCAGUCGAGCAUGCCGUACGACUUGAUGGGCAUAUCCCGCCAUGGGCCCACAGAGGAGGCUCACCCGCUGUGGCAGGACCUCGUAUCCGCCAUCGGAGAUCUGGAAAACGCCAAAGACGAGUACGGCGACCUGAUUCUCAUCCACGACCAGUACGCGUACGGCAUUGAGGUCAAGAAAACUGCGGGCAAACGGCCGAACGCGGACGAGAUUGAGUUCAUUGACGGCUACCCCAGCGAAGAACGCGAGAAACGAGAGAAUGUCGACCGCCUGGCGGAGGAGGUGAAACGACUGAAGCAAAUCUGCGAGGAGAACGGCGCGAUGAAGAAGCAUCCCUCUUUCCGGAUAGCGUACGCCCUCGACCCUGACAUUGGCGAAGACAUGUCCCUCGACGACCUGGGAACCAAGACGGGGAGCGUCGCACACCCGCGGUUCCCGGAGCUCCUGUCCUGCCCGGACUACCUGCUCCGCCCGGAACCUCUCACGGCUCUCGGCAACCUGAGGCGGGCCGUGAGGCUUCCGGCGAACGACCCGACCAAGAAGCGGCAGUUGCACGCGGCCCAAAAGGAGUAUGCCAUUUCCAGGCUCAUGAGCGAGUUCAAGGGAGACGACAAGGCGGAUUUUGUCACCCGGUGGCUUCUGGAUCAGCUGAGAACGUCGCCCCUUGCCGUUGAGUUCCUGUACACGACGUUUGUGCACGAGCACCGGCUGCGGAUCGAGAACCGACACCGAUGGCAGCAGGACGUCCUCUUCCACUGGUGGCGGGACGGCGCUGUCAAGUCUCGCGACGACUUUAUCGGGCCGCUCACCGGCAGUGGCAUGGCAUCUCCCGCGCAGGGCCUCACUCGCGACGUGUCCGCAGAAGUCGUCGAAAGCCCCCCGGCAUCGUCAACCUCGCAGACGCCGACCCAACAGGAGGAGGAAGAGGUGUUGUCAGACACGCGGGGCCGACAGAUGGAAGUCUAUUGA
Colletotrichum chrysophilum is the source of this 1701-nucleotide messenger RNA. RefSeq lists its product as uncharacterized. The record is from RefSeq and is a predicted model, not a curated record. The coding region runs from base 1 to 1701 and encodes 566 amino acids. NCBI's taxonomy places the organism in Eukaryota, Fungi, Ascomycota, Sordariomycetes, Glomerellales, Glomerellaceae. The transcript has a single exon.